Messenger RNA from Funneliformis mosseae, 768 nucleotides. Lineage: Eukaryota; Fungi; Glomeromycota; Glomeromycetes; Glomerales; Glomeraceae. The record is from the annotation of a GenBank genome assembly.
AUGAUUCGUAGACAAACGCGACUUCGUCGAGAAUAUCUAUAUAAAAAGUCAUUAGAGACCAAAGAAAAACAAAUUUAUGAAAGAAAACAAAAAAUUAAGGAAGCUAUUCGGGAGGGUAGACCAAUUCCGACCGAAUUGCGAACGGAAGCCACACAACUUCAAAAAGAUUUAAAUUUUGAUGAAGCACAGAAUGAACCAUCAUCACAUAUCGAUGAUGAAUAUGCGCGCGCUGGGAUUUACGAUCCGAAAGUUUUGAUAACAACAUCACGUGAUCCGAGUAGCAGACUCUCACAAUUCGCAAAGGAAAUGCGUCUAGUAUUCCCUAAUUCACAACGAAUAAAUCGUGGUAAUUCUGUAGUCAAAGAUUUGGUCAAUGCCUGCAAGACAAAUGAUGUUACCGACUUAAUAAUAGUGCACGAGCAUCGUGGUGAACCAGAUGGACUGAUUGUAUGUCAUUUUCCUUAUGGGCCUACGGCAUUCUUUUCAUUGCAUAAUGUCGUACUUCGACAUGAUAUACAAGACGAAGGCACAGUUUCUGAAGUUUUCCCACAUUUAAUAUUUCAUAACUUUAAUUCCAAUCUUGGUCGAAGACAGCAUCAUGUGUACGUAAAAAUAAAUAACAAAGAAGUACAAUUGGUUGAGGUUGGACCCCGUUUUGAAAUGCGACUUUACGAAAUCAAAUUGGGAACUGUCGAUUUGAAAGAUGCUGAUAUCGAAUGGGUUUUACGACCUUAUCAGCGUACAGCCAAGAAACGCGAUCAUUUAUAA